Molecule: messenger RNA, 870 nt
Organism: Helianthus annuus (common sunflower)
Lineage: Eukaryota; Viridiplantae; Streptophyta; Magnoliopsida; Asterales; Asteraceae
Exons: 1
Coding region: 1-870 (289 amino acids)
Source: RefSeq, a predicted model, not a curated record
AUGAGAUGGAUUCGAUGGGAUUUCAUUAUGAAAGCCAAAUGUCGAGGAGGAAUGGGGCUUGGAGACAUCCAAAACUUCAACUUUGCAAUGCUCGCUAAAUGGUUGUGGAGGUUUAAAAUGUAUCUGAAUCAGCUUUGGGUCUCGGUGGUUGGUGCGAUCCACAAAGGUAAUGGAAUUUCUAAUUUGUCGGUUGUUCCUCUUAAAAAAUCUAUCCCGGGUUUCUGGAAUGAUAUUGGCUCGGUGGAAGCUUCGUUGGCUAAAAUUGGGAUAAAUCUGAAAGAUAGUCUGAUUGUUGAUGGUGAAAAUUGGAAAUGGCGCUCAGGCCCAAACGGGGCUUUUUCGGUGAAGCAAGUCAGGACAGAUAUCGAGUGGGCCAAAAUGGUUGCUGAUUCUGAUAAUUUGAUCUUUGGAUGGAAUAGUUCGGCUCCUCCGAAAGUUAAUUAUUUAUGUUGUAGGGCGUUGAUCGGUAAGGUUGCUUCCAAAGUCGGUUUGGUCCGUAGGGGUGUUCCUUUAGCCGAUAGCUUAUGUCCGCGGUGCGGUAUUUAUGAUGAGGAUCCGGACCAUAUUUUUGUUAACUGUUUGUGGUCUAGAAGCAUUUGGUCGAAUGUGUUAGUUUGGAUGAGAAUUAGCUUUCCUAUCGAUAUUUCAAACAUUGGGGAGUUUCUUUCUUUCAUCCAAAUCCAACCGGGUGAUAAGAAGUGGAAAAAAGUUGUUCAUACGGUUUUCUUGGCCACCAUUUGGAGGAUUUGGAAAGCUAGAAACGAAAUGGUUUUUGAAGGACGUUUCAUCCCAACUAACAGAACUGUGGAGUUGGUGAAAGAAGAUGCUUUCUUUUGGAUCCGUUUUUCGGUCGAAGCUGUCGGUGCCUAG